Molecule: messenger RNA, 2337 nt
Organism: Penicillium atrosanguineum
Lineage: Eukaryota; Fungi; Ascomycota; Eurotiomycetes; Eurotiales; Aspergillaceae
Product: putative Patatin family phospholipase
Exons: 3
Coding region: 1-2337 (778 amino acids)
Biological process (GO): lipid metabolic process
Molecular function (GO): triacylglycerol lipase activity
Source: RefSeq, a predicted model, not a curated record
AUGCACAGGCCUGUUAUGUCGUUGGACUCCACAAUAAUCCAUUGCCGUGACGAACCCCUUCAGAAGGUUCUCAAGGCUCCACCGCGAUCGCUGCGCAAAGCCAUUUCGAUCCCCGCCGUCUCAACUCUAGUCAAAGACUCAUGGGUUUGGGCCGGCGAUACUCUCAAUAACUACCGCGAUGGCCUCUCUGCCGAACAGCGGAGGCAUCGGGCUGAGAUCGAGACCCGCAAGCAAGUCCUCUACAUGAAGAUCAAAGAUGCUGUGUCGUACGAGGAAUGGCGGAGCUGUGCCGAGGAGUUGGACGUGCUGGAACACAACGACUCCUGGAAGAAGGACUCCGAGUGCGCCGAGUACAACUCACGACUUGUUCAGGAACGCCUGCGACAACUGGAGGAGGCGCGCAUUAAUUGCGACGUGAGUCGCAUGCUUUUUCUUGUACGGACCGCUCUGAGCCGCGACCUUGGCAAGAUGAGCAACGCAUCGCUUUACCGUCACUCGCACAUUGGGACGAAGGACCUGAUCGAUCAGUACAUAGCCACGGCCCUCGACACGAUCAAGGCGUUGGUGGAAAUGUCGGCGGAUAAUCGCUGUGACGGGUUGGAGCUCAAAUACAUCCUGGAUCAGCUGCUAGCGGCUCGUCAGGCAUUUGGCCGGAGUGCGCUGCUGUUUUCAGGAGGUGCAACUUUCGGCAUGAACCAUAUUGGUGUUCUGAAGGCUCUUUACGAACAGAAUCUUAUCCCGCGCAUCAUCUCUGGGGCUUCAGCAGGGAGCAUAGUGUGCGCCGUGUUCUGCACUUGCACAGACGAUGACUUACCGGGACUUCUGGAUACUUACGUUCACGAUGGGGAUUUUGCGGUCUUCAACAAACAUGGCCAGGAGGAGAACAUUUUUCAGAAGACGGCGCGUUUUUUGAAACACGGGUCUUUCUUGGAUAUCUCCCAUUUGGCAAACACAAUGCGCGGCUGGUUGGGCGAUAUGACGUUUCAAGAGGCGUACAAUCGGACUCGACGGAUUUUGAAUAUAUGCGUGUCUAGUGCCGGCAUGUAUGAGCUCCCGCGACUGCUUAACUAUAUAUCGGCUCCCAACGUGUUGAUUUGGUCCGCUGUGGCCGUAUCAUGCUCGGUGCCCUUGGUUUUCAAGCCCUUCACAUUGAUGGCGAAAGACCCCAAGACCGGAGAGGCGGUGCCGUGGAAUGACCUCCACAGGCAAUAUAUCGACGGCUCAGUUGACGGAGACCUCCCGAUGACACGUUUAUCCGAGAUGUUCAACGUCAACCACUUCAUUGUCUCGCAGGUCAACCCUCAUGUGGUCCCAUUCCUGCCAAAGGAAGAUGGACCAUCGAAUCCCGCGGAGCACCGAUCACUAUCCGUUCCUGGCUGGGUCAAUACAAUGACGCAUCUUGCUAAAGAUGAGAUACUUCACCGAAUGACUAUCCUAUCAGAAAUGGGGGUGUUCCCAACCUCGAUGACCAAGGCUGCAUCGAUCAUGAAUCAGAAAUAUAGCGGCGACAUCAACAUUUACCCCGAACUCAUUUCCUCAAAUUUCCCACGGAUCCUAGAGAAUCCGACCAAGGAAUUCAUGCUUGAAGCAUGUAUCAGCGGCGAACGGGCAACAUGGCCCCGAUUGAGCCGAAUCCAUAACGCCUGUGCCAUCGAGCUAGCGCUCGACAGAGCAAUUCAACAGAUGCGGGCCCGUGUGGCCUUCAGUCCAGGUCAGCUUGCUUUGCGCAUGCACGACUCCAUGCAUCACUCGCUCAAUUCAACAGAGGGCGCGAGACGAGGACGUAUUCAAAGGAGGGGUUCUCAUAAUCACGAGCUUGUUCGAAGACGGUCCAGAGGGCAGUCCUUAAGCCAACCCCAGCAAGAAUUGCGAAAGGCACGCAGCACCGUCUCCCUCGAACAACCCCCCUUCGCAUUUCCCGACGCAAUUUCCGCAAGUCGGCCAAAGGCCGACUACCGACGAUCUUCAAUAUCUUUCGGCGGGGCAUUCACAACCGGGUCUGGUAGCGACGACGAAGAGGAUAACGAGCCAACAUACACCAUCCGUCCGGGACCACCAAACCACCGGGCAUCAUGGGAGGCAUCUUCGUAUGGAGCAGAGUCAACCUACGGGAUCCUGCAUAGUCCCGUCCGAUCACGGCGAUCGUCAUUCUCCGCGCACUCACCACGGUCCGCAUCAAGCCGGCGAGCAUCCCCAAAGCAGGCAAAGCAGGCGUAUGUCCCCUCGGCUAGAGAGAUCUCCAUGGCUCUCUCACCGUCGUCGCGCCACCUGCUCAGCAUGACGCCGUCGGUCCAGCCGAGCUCUCAUGACACAGUCGCGCGUAAACCGCGCCAUUGA